Molecule: messenger RNA, 10621 nt
Organism: Dermacentor albipictus
Lineage: Eukaryota; Metazoa; Arthropoda; Arachnida; Ixodida; Ixodidae
Product: prominin-like protein
Cellular component (GO): membrane
Source: RefSeq, a predicted model, not a curated record
CCGUAAUGAUCGCACGCAACGCCUCGUUUUGCGCCUGCUGGCAACAACAUUCCGCAACUGCUCAUCAAAGAUGGCCGCGCCGUCUACUAUGCCGUUCCUGCGACGAUGUUUUCCUCGUUGACGACCACGACUACGCGCCUCGUUCGCGGUGGGUCAGCGGACUCCGCUGUUUUGCAGUCUCCGGUUUCGUGGCACGCAAAGGCGUCGCUUCUCGUCCGGCUUCAAAUGGCAGCGCGGCGUUUUUCGUAGCAUCGAAGCGGGCAUAUCCCAACGAAUGCGAAGCCGUCUGGAACAACUAUACUACAGCUACGCUGCGGUGGUGUGUCGUUCCCGCGGGACGAGGGCUUGGUGUGCCAGCAGGACGGUGGUUGCUACGCCACAGAAAGCGUGGUAGUAGUCGGAUGAGCCCUACGCAGCCUCGCCUACCUACCUACACCGACCUCCUCGGUCGCAUAGCGCGCGUUUUAAUAGCCGACGAGAAGGAGCAGCGAUGUCAUCGAUAAGAAGGGGGUUCCCUCCGUGGCGAUCGUCCAAUUCCUGCGGUCAUCGCGGCCACACAUUGCGUCAUCAGCGACGAUGCCGCGGCGGCGUUUUUUGAUUGUGAUCGCCCGGUGAAGAAGAAACCACCGCCCCAGCUGAGAUCGUCUCAGCAUCCGUUGGGGCCGCUCCUAAAUUGCUUCCCCUCCGAAACUUAAAGCCGACGUCGUCGGCAGUUUACUUCCUGUUGCGGGCCCGGAAAGCAAGCAAAGAAAAAGAGGCGUCAGGGAAGGAAGAAACAGGCUUCCAGCGCUAGCUGUAGCACCGCGGUAGUGUGUCGACCAGAUUCAGUGCUUUGUGUUGUUAUUACUUCUUUGUCUUGAGUCUCUCCUGUCUCCGUUGGAGAGAAGACCCUCCUGUCUCCGUGGGCUUCACGAAUUUCGUGCACUGAGAGGAAUUAAAAAAAAAAAAAAGCUACGCAAGACGGGCUCGUGUAAGGCAAGCAUGUAACGGACAUCACGUCACCGCCGUCUCGGAGUCUUCUUUCUCGGACUGCAUUGCAAACAAAGCGGACUCCCCCUCUGUUCCUAAGUGGGCACACAGUGGCAGAAGAGUCCGCCACGUUUACUGCACCUAGGCCUGGAUGACUGCGUCGCCAUGCUAGCUGCCAAAAUGGGGCCAACGAUAGCCUUCUUUGCCGUCGCCUUGGCGGCGGCGGCACUACCCAUUGCCACAUCGCAAAACGAUUCCGAUAAUGGCUGCCUCAGCCCAGUGAACAUCAACUUCACGUCGGUGGACCCCAGCUCGUAUGACUUUCAGUCGCUUCGAGUGCCGGAAGCGAGUGGAAUGGACCACCUGUACAGCAUUGUGACGCACUUUGCGUCGCUCGUUGCUAAGCCUGGAAUUCCAAAAGAACUCCUCGAGGACGACAGGCUGUUUAAGGAUCCCAUUUCCAUUGCCUUGACACGAUGGAAAGAGUUUCCCUACGUCUUCAUGGGCCUGCUCAUCCUGCUGGCCGUGGGACUGUUCCUGGCACUGAUUGUGCCGUUUGUCGGCGUGCUGGUUCUGUGCUGCCGAUGCUGCUGCAAGAGGUGCGGUGGUGCCGAGAACGUGCCGGAAAAGAAAGGAGACGCGACCAAGCGGGGCUGGCGGGGCGUGCUUCUCUUCAUUCUCGCUGUUGUGCUGCUCUUUGCAGUGGUCUGUGCGUUUGUCACCAACGCAUUCGUUCCAGCAGCGGUGGUGAAGCUUCCAGACAGUAUCGACCACUCCGUGCACGACGUUGUGGUUGUCGUGAAUAGGACUAAAGACGAUGUGGACCAUCUGCUUGUGAAAAAUUAUGCGGAGUUCAAGUUCCAGUUCGAGCAGCGGCUGAACGUGUGCACACACCAGGUUGGCGAUGACGUCUCUGGGAUCAUCACACGGUCCCCAGCCUUUCAACUCAAGCAUGUGGCUGACAACGUCGAGAAGCUGAGCUUGGAGGUGGACAACAUCACGGCCGUGGCGAAAGAAGCCAAGGACAUCAUGACAAACAUAGAGAAGUCGGUCGAAAACGUCAAGAAAUUGGUGGAAGAGGCGUCCAAAAAGUGCAAGGAGAAAAGUGGUGGCUCCACCUGCGACGACAUUGAGAAAAACAAGAAGGACCUGGAGUUCAAGUUUGAGACUGUGAAUCUGGAUAAGAUACAAAAGGCCAAGGAUGACAUUGACAACCUGGAGCCUGCCAAGCUCAAGAGUGAAGUUGAAAAGGCCUUGGACACAGAAGAGAGGAGAAAGGACAUCAUGCAGAAAGUCAACACAGCAACAGAAGAAAUCCGCACGAAACUCAAUGAUGUCGAAAAAACGCUCCGGGAUACGAGCAGCAAGUUUGACCUGCAGCUCAUCUCCAACCCGAAUGUUCUCGACGUGACGUCCAUCAGAGACACUUUCGAGGAAGCCAACAAGUACGUCGCAUACUACGGCUAUGUCACCCUAGCCAUCGCCUGCGUGCUCGCGUUCGUGCUCGCCUGCUACGUGCUUGGCCUCACUUGGGGCGGCUGCGGCUCCCGCGAGGGCUCCUGCAACCGCAAGACCGGCGGGAGCUGUCUGACGACCGGCGCCGUCCUGUUCCUGCUGGCAUUCUUCGUGCCGAUGGUGCUGUCGACGCUGAUCCUGGCCCUGGGAAUCAUGGGGCAGCGAGGCGUCUGCGACAUCGCCCGGGACCCAGGCAGCGAGCAGUCGAGGUCGCUCAUCGGCCAGGUCGCCCAGGCGGCCAGCAAGGAGGUGGCGCAGAUCAACGCCACGACCAUCGAGGAGAUCAUCGUGCGCUUCAGCGAGUGCCGCAACAAGUCGUACAGCCUGUUUCAGCUGCUCGGCAAGGAGCUGGUGAUGAAUAUCACCCGCCAGGCAGCUGGCGACCAGGCUGGGAAGGGUUCGGUCGAUUGGCUCUGGGGGGAAGGUGAUGUGGCGCAAAUCGACAUCGACCAGGGCAUAAAGGACUUUGAGAAGACAAUCAAUGACAUCAACGUUGACAACAUUGUGCCAAAGGAGGUUGAUGACAGGAUCGAGCAGUUGAGGAGCUUCAACAUUAACAGACGGGACCUUUCAGAUUUGAAGACCAAGGUCAAUGAUUCCCACCUCAAGUUUAACUUGGCUGAGGUGUUGACAAAGAUGGAGGAGUUCAAGUCUGGAAAGACUGGUGAGGUGUUGACGCUCCUGAACAACGUGACUGAUGAACUCAAGAAGCUUCAGGGAUUCAUCGGGACCCUUGAACAACUCAAGGGGGUAGUGGUGCCAUCCAUUGGACGUGUGGAAAGCCUUCUAGCCAUAAAUGGCACAGACCUGAAUGAGUACGCUUACAAGAUAAUCCAGGACGCCAAAAGCCAGCUGAAGCAGGACGUUGCGAGGACCAUCGAGUCGGCGAGAAAAUACAAGGACAAGUUUCUCGAAAUGGUGAACGAGUACCUGAACCACACCAGGAGAGGGGUGGAAGAAAAUGUUGGAGACUGCAGGGCUCUGUACGGAGUCUACAACGCUGCUGUGAGCUCCGUCUGCGACGAUGUCCUUUUGCCACUGAAUGGCUACUGGUUCAGUGUUGCCGCAUUCCUGGUUGUGGGCAUUCCAGCCGUCAUGUUUGCUCUGUGCCUAGCUUCGUUGUACGCCAGAGUGGACCCGGCAACCUUGUACCUGGACCCACUGAGUCCCGUAGACUCGGAACACGUGUCUGGAGGCAGCUACAUGGACAGUGACACUAUCCCGCUUGCACGGCUGAAAAAGCUACCCCAGCAAAACGGACGAGACAAUAGGGGCUACGAUAACCAUCCCUACCAGCGUGGUGUGAACCACAAGCGCCGACACACAGGAGCCAACAGCGCUGUCGUGAACCGGGCAUCGUACGACAGCCGCGAUGGCUACUACCAUGACAUCAGUCCCGAAUACCGCGAGCACCCUGUUGCACCACACCACCGCCCCGUGACGUCGCCCGCCAUAGCCUACUCGCCCGCACCCGCCUACCACUACUCGCGUGACCCGGGCAUCCCACAUUACGCCAAGGGCUACGAGUCAGCGCCGCCUCCGGCAGCACGCCACAGCGGAGACUGGGAGAGCAACCAGUUCGCGAAGCCGCCACCGUACUACUACCCUGGCUCGUGAGCUUUCUCUCGCCGGUGAUCGCUGGUCGGGAAGGUCAAAGUGGCUUGCGUGCCCCGCGAGGUGUCUCAACGUGUGGUGAUGUCUGGGCAGCGCUAGUUCCAGUCUGGUGGUAGUUUCCGCCAUGUGGGGUUUUUGAAUGUUGGUAGUAGUGGAUGUCAGAUUUUCAGGAGCAGAGGUGGUACAUGCCAGAAAUAUGCAGCGCACUGCUUGUGUCUGAUGUUUGGGGUAAUGCUGGUGUGCUGUUUGUUGCUGGUGGUUCUGCCUAGUCGAGCUCCUGGACAAACUAAGUUAGUGGUCGCUGAUUUCUGGUGAGAGAGAUCGCAGUGGCCAGCUUGUUCUGCUGGCAGCAGCUGUGCUGGUGAGUUGGUAGGUUAUGCCUAACCGAACUUGUAGACAAGCCGGUGCUCACAUAUUUCUUGGGCAGAGGGUUUGUAGUUUGUACUCCAUUCAGAUAGUAGUAGCUGUGCUGGUGCCUGGUGCUGGUGUGUCAUUGCUUGUAGUUUCCCAUCUGUCCGGACGCUGAGGCAGAUAUGUGACUGUUCGAUUUCUAAACUGAAGGAUGUAUCUACUGCAAGGAACUCUGAUAUCACCAUACCAGUUAUGCAUUGUUGCUCAUGGAUUCUACAAAUGAUGUUCAAGUAUUAUGUAACCUGUAAAUCUUUGAGCCGUUAAGGCCACGUCACUGAGCAUUUUGUAACUAGGUUUUGACCUAUGGCUGUUUCAGUUAUUCGAAGGCUCAGUAUUUUUCGUUUGUGUAUGGUAGCAGCAUGUAAGUGGUUUGCCGACUACAAUAUUUAAUGACAGGUGUGUUGUGAGUGUGCUACAGGUAAGAGUUUGGCGUAAAGUUGGAGUGUUGGGUACCGAUAACAUUAGAAGUAAGCAGAAGGAUUGGCUGUGCAGAUCGCUGCUGCUGUAGUUGAAUGUUCAUAUGGUUUUGACAUUGCUCAAUCUUUAUAGCAUUACACAUUUGUGCAACUAAAUGGCUUCACUGGUAGCCCUAUAUGUAUAGUUUCUUUCUAAAGAUGUGCCACGCUGAUUAAGUUAUUAAAAAGUGUACGCUUGUCUGUAGCUGUUUGGAUGCUUUAUAUUGCAAGCAGCAAAUGAGGUGUCACAAGUUGGUAGGCUCAGUGAGCAUUACUUUGUUAACUUCUCGCAAGCAGGUGACUGUAGCAUGUGUUAGGAUGCUCAGCGAGUCCUUUGUUACACAUUUCUUACUUGCGCAGUUUCGAGCCCACCUGGUUUGCCAGUUGUUAGCGCUUUGUCAUUGGUGUUGCUAGCAUUCGUUUUGCUGCUGUUUGUCAUAUUUCGUACACAACUUUAACGCACCUGAUGAGGGCAUUCAAAAAACUGAAAACUGGAAACUACAGUAUUGACACCAGUAGCAUGUACCAGCACCGGCCUAAGGCACCAGCAGCUGCUGUAGUGCUAGGACCAGCCACUAGACCGUACAACAGAUGUUACGUUACCCAUGCCAUGGCUGCUGUGUGGUACGGUUUUCUCGCUACACAAAGACUGUGGAAUGGCACCAGUGUAACUCACCAGCACAAGGCACUGGCAGUUGUUAAAGUACUAGGACCACUUGGUAGCAUCUGUAGCACUACAGUAUUGGGUGUUGCGUCACUGUGUGAAGCACAGCUCGGGCUCUGCACCUUUUGAAUGCGACCAACUGCUCCUGACCAUGUUUACGACCUUCCUGAUUACAUGCGCAAGCACAUCUUAUGCACCUAGCUCAUUAUUUCAUCGUAACCAUCAUAACAUUAUCGCUUGCUUAAUUAUCCCCAGUUUAAAGCCCCAGUUUUAGCCGUUGCUCAAGUUUUAAGCCGACGAAAAGGCCACUCGCGCUAACCACGGUGCCAUGGAGCAGAUGAUUGGUUUGUUUCGUCUCCCACUCACUUCCGCUCUAGUUUAUAAUUUCCCACUUUUUAAUUCUAAGUCAAUGGGGAGAGGGAAACAAACUUGUCUACUGCUACUAGUUCAGGUUCUUUGGUUUCCGUAGGCAUUCUUUCUCCUUACUUUUUAACUUUGGAAGGGUUCUUUUGUGUCACUUGACAAAAGUUCUGCAGUGUCAUUGGAGCCAUCUCAUAGGCCAGGUGUUACAGUAACAUUUGUUUAUGUGCAAACACUCAAAUAAUCUUCUGCCAAUGCGUUCUUUGUGGAGGCAGGCAGAACACACUGCCAGUCAAGUGCUGACCAAGCCUACCAGGACACUCAAUGCCAGCGUGGAAGUAGGCUGCCAUUUUAAUUGCGUCGUCACGCAAACCCGUGCUGGUUUGAGCAAGCAUUGGCUCAUUUGUGCUUGACAUUUCUAUGUUUGUGUGUGAGUGUGCGUUAUUUUAUGCACUUGUGUUUCAUCACCAAGCUGUCUGAUCCCUGCUAUCUUUAUUUUAAGUGUUUGGCUUGUGUGAGAUGGCCCGCGUGUGUGUGUUGGUGGACUGAAGUACGGGCGACGCAACGGUGGACGUCGUGGUGGUGCGGUGCUUGAGGGACCGUGCAGUGUAGUGCGAUGUGCAGAACUCGUCGUUUCAUUACGUCUGCUCCGUUGGAGGACUGCUCCUUGCUCUGGCGGGCUUUAGGCGCCAUCCAGCGUUCUACGGAUGGAUGUUGAGCUGCCAAAGAAAUUCAGCUUUGCAAACUUGUACAAGAGUGCUGUAGAAUGUGACUUUGGGGCUGUUUGGUAGUGGCAAUACUGCUUUGUUAUUUGAUGGUUUUUUUUUAGUACAUCUCAGUUGUGUGUGGACUCCACAGAAGCCCGCUGCACUGUCGGCGUGAGAGUAAUUUUCCAAGACUGUCGGCAACGAACACAUCUUGUGACUAGUUUCAAAACGUGCCGCAAGAUCUGUGAGCGACAGUAUACUCUUGGCCAAGCGAUAUCCACCUGCUGUGCUGCUGCCAUGUGCAACCAAAACUGCAUGCCAUGCUUGCAACAAAUGUGCUUGAAAGGUUUUGGCCAUAUCUUCUGGCUUCUUAUGACGUGGGUAAUAGCAUUGUCUGGUGCAUUAAUUCUGUGAGUAGUAGUUUUCUGUGUAAUGGCGUCACAAGCUCAGUGAAAACUUAAUGCACACUUCAAGAGUUGGGUGAUUGGUUUAGUCACAGCUCGAGGCCUUAUUGUCAUCAGCUUAAGCAAGUUUCAAAAGCACUUUGAACACUCAAGUUCAGCUUUGUUACAAGAUAAGACAUUUUUGUUAGCUUAUGCCAGACCCAAUGAAAGAAAGCUUUAUGUGCAAAAAAAUUUGGCAGUAACUCGUAGGUGCAGUAUGUUGUAGCUCAUCUGCAAUGCCCUCCCUAGCCAGGCUUUGCUGGAACUGAGCUGCCCUUUGUGUGUGUUGGCCACUAGCUUUUACAAAACAAUGUUAGCAAGCAGGCAGCAGCAGCAUGUCUGAAGCUGUGUUGUUGUCCACCGUGUUGCCGGUUCACACUAUUCAAUUGAUGCUCUUUUGCGGUGUGCAGGCAAGCCAUGCAUCAUGUUUUGGUGGCCACUGUUUGUCAUUGGGGUUCAUGGUGCAGUUCUCUUACGAGUGUCGUCGAGCUGUCCCAGGACUCGGUCAGAUGCCAUCUGUCUUGCUGCGUAUUGCAUUAGGAGCUUUAGGUGGCACUGGUACUUGCAUUGAAGCUGUAAUCAGCUGCGCAAAUUGUUUGCACAUUGGAAGGUGUGUUCCAGAGAGUGACGAAGAAAGGAUGCGGCAGGUUCAGACUUGGAACCUGCGCAUGUUUUACGGCAGACAGUGCAGCAGUACAGCGCGAUGACGUGCAAAGUAUUGCGAGGCUCGCGCACCAGUCUUUGUGGCUGUGGUGUAGGAGCAAGAGCAGUGACGUGCAACUUGUGCAGUUCGUUCUCUGAAGGAACAUACUUCGAUCACACACCGAGUUUGCUCCUUAACUGUUUUUCCACGGUGUAGACGACGCACUGACAGUUGUUUGAAGGGCAGCAGUUGUGUUGCCUGUUCUUGCCUGUGUGUCAUUUGCACUUUCUAAAAACGGUAAUGAAUUGCCAACAAGGCCAUCUGGACAUCUUGGAACAAGCAAGCGUGUCUUUCCUUGUCAAACAACCCCCGAGGUUGGCCAAGAAGGAAAAGUGCUUGUAUAUAUAUAUAUAUAUAUAGAAGAGCCCACCACAUCCUUAGCAGUUUGUAGAGGGAAUUGUCGCACCCGUGGCUGGUUGCAGCAGUAUUUUCUGGGACCCCUGUGCUUGUCUUCGGUAGCCUCCUGGUACCUGCUUUUCUUGCCAUGCCCGAGUGCAGACCGCCACGCCAAAGCAUCAGCGUAUUUUUCACGCUCGAGGAAAAGCUUUCUUUGGAACUGUGAUGGUUUCUGGCCAACUUUUACGUUUUUGUUGACAUAGCUCUCUUGCAGAAGUUUUGAAUUUCCUCUCUAACUCGGUUGUUGUCAUGUGAGACUCCAGAUAUUUGUUUUUUUAACAUUUCCCUUGUACUGUACAGUAGUAGCUCGCACCUUACUGGUUCACGAAAGUGCGUUUACUUGCUGCAUGAUCAUUUCUUGUUGCCUGUAUACGUUGUUCUGUAGCAAAGAGACGUAGGUGUCACUUCCGUGACGCUCAUUGCCAUCCUUCAGUUAGGCACAUUGCUGGUACCAACAUUCAGGUACCAGCAGCGGUCAGGCACCAGCAAUUUUUAUGUACCACACCAUGGUAUUGUGCACUUUUUGCCCGCAGAAGAGAUCACCAGAAGUUUGAAGACAAGAUGCGUCUUUAAGGUUUUGAUUUAGCUGCAGUGGCUAUGCCUCUCUGGUAUUGUUUGUCGUUUUGCAGUUAGCAUGGCAGCGGAGCUUGCCUAGUGUAUGGUAGCCCUUGCGCUGUAACACACCCUUCGAGGGCACUCACUUGCAAUGCUCGGUGAAUGGGUGUGAAGGUGCACGUUGUUGGCUCGUUUUUUCUGUGUAAUAGCAUGCAGCAGCUCGUUUGUCACCUGGUCAUUGUAGCGUUACUUUGUGCAAUGUUUCCCAAGGCAUGUUUCCGAGGCCGAAAGGGUUGUUGGCCCCUGCGGCACGUACCUUUGUGACCAUAUCUACUAUCCCAUCAGCCUUGUAGGGGUUAAGCCACGCUGAGCUGACGCCCCGUACGAGAGGUGUCGGCAACGGCACUAUUUCUAUCCUGUCAGUAUACUGGCUGUACAAGAUCCAUGGAUUCGUCUACGCAGCCCGUGCUCAGUUUUUAGACGUUCAUCCAUUAUUUCUCCAUCCCUGGUGACUAAGCGUUGUGUAGGCAAUUGAACAAACGUGGCUUCUUCAAGUUGCACAAUGUUAUCUCGCAUAGCAGCUCGAAACUUUUCCGUGCCAAGGGUGAAAAAAAAGAAAGGCGUUUUCUUCUUUCAAGUUCAAAAACAGUGCCCUCUGUUAAGCGAUGCCAUAGACUUGGGGUUAAUGACAGCCUCUACAGCUAUAAUUUAGAGCCUACGUACGAAGUGCCUUUGAACAAAUCUUUAUCGUAGAGUUGAAAGUGUGACCCCCCUUGUAGUUUUAAGCUGUUGAACGAAGGAGCCUGUUAUUUUAAUACUGCUGUUGAAAUCGCCAAACGACAAGCUACACCAUGCGAGUCGUAGAUUAUGCACAAGACAGAUAUUAAGGCCAUAAAUAAGGCAUCAAAUAUAUAUUAUAUACAUGUUAUAUACACCAUAUUUUGGGCUGUGUCAUGUAGUGUACAUCGUGUGCAUCGUACACCGCUAUGUUCCCGUCGUCUGUUUCCGGUGGUGCCAUUUUCUCACGGCUGGUAAUGGUGGUGCCUGGUAUAUUCCUUUAUAAUGAUCUCCGUGUGGUAAUAACUGAAAUGGUGGAUUCUUUUGUUGCUGUUUUUUUUUCUUUGUGUUAAUGUGCUGUGUUGUUGUACUGAGUUCUCAAAGUGCCCUUCUUUUUAAAAAAGUUUCACAAGCGAGUGUUGUUUUCGGGUUUGUGUAUUGAUGCAUCUAGAUUUAAGAUGUGAUACGUGAUAACAGAUUUCCGCUAUCAUUGGAAUGUUGCCGAGCUAUCUGGUGCUCUGCGAAGAAAGCCAGUUGUUCAGAGUACGUUUUGAUGUCAUUUCCCCAGUACCCUCCCCCUUCUCCCACCUUUUCUUUUUUUUUCCGAAGUUGGUAGAGGUUGUGGCAUCCUGCAUGUUCUGUCUACAGGAAGUGAAACAUUGGUAGCCUGGCUUUUCGUUCGACUUUGCAUGCUCUAACAAACAACGAACAUUUUUUUUUUCUAUUGAUAAGCUCGGCAGGCCGCAAGUUCACGCUUGACGAGUCUAGGUUUUUGACGAGGUGAAGCAAGACAGCAUAAUGAUGUUAUUCAAAAGAGAUGUAUUUGUGAAGAGGAAGCAAAAUGCUGCAGGCUGAAUGUCAUGUCAAUUUUAUCAGUGAAGCUCCUGUAUCACUAGAGACUGGGGAGCAUUGCUUUCCAUGCAGGAUAGAACAAGCAGGAUGCUGUGGCUACUACCAAACUCUAAAUCCGUACAUAUGUCGUAUAUGACGGAAGCCCAUGAAAGAUAACCCUAUCACGUGGUGGUUGAAUAAAACUGUUUGAAUGUUCCAAA